GACCUGCGUCUUGGGACGUUCCCUGGGGUACACCGAGGACAGGAUGCGGCCUCACAUGCGCUCACUGGUGUGGGGAAGCUACAACUGGCAUCCUGGAGUAGACGGAUUUCUUUAAUGCAUGCCUGAUGAUGACGGAAAUGUGGUCAGCGGUGCUCGGGCUCCUGUUGUGUCUGCAACCGGGCGCUGCUGCGGCCCGCAGCGUCCCGGGGGCCGACCAGGUGUCCGAGGCCGACAUCCAGCGACUCCUGCACGGCGUCAUGGAGCAGCUGGGUAUCGCUCGGCCCAGGGUGGAGUAUCCCGCCCACCAGGCCACAAAUAUCGUCGGGCCUCAAAGCAUACAAGGUGGUGCUCAUGAAGGGCUGCAGCACCUUGGUCCCUAUGGGAACAUUCCCAACAUUGUGGCUGAGCUGGCAGGUGACAACGUUCCCAAGGACUUGAGCGAUGAUCACAACUACCCGGAUCCACCAAACCCCUGUCCGCUGGGAAAGACUGCAGCAGAUGGGUGUCUGGAAAACGCCCCUGACACCGCCGACUUCAGCCGGGAGUUCCAAAAGCACAGACACCUUUACGGCUCCGGGAAUGAGUACCCCGCUUUGAUGAACUGGAACAAGGAGCGUUUGUACCAAAAGCUGAAGGGAGGACCGAAAAGAAGAAAAAGGAGUGUCAACCCGUACUUGAGGGGACAGAGACUGGACAACGUGGUCGCCAAGAAAUCGGUUCCCAACUUCUACGAAGAGGAGGAGGGCGAGGCAUCGACCGUCUCUGCGACAAAUUAAAGAAGAAGAUGGUCACAGUCUUUUCCAAUGAAUUAUAUGAAAAUAAUGCCUGAGAUUCGUUUUAAACAAUGUCACCAAACUGUUAUUUGUUCAUGACAAUUAUGGGGAAGAACUUUGAAAGAAAUAAUUUCUAUUUCCACUUGGAUAUCAGACCUUGUAAAUUUUUAAUAAAUCAGUCUUUUAAUUUGAUAUAAAGGUAGUACAGAUGAUUAAAUAUGACCACUGAAAAUAUGUAGCUGUUAAAAGCCUAGAAAGAUGUUGAGGUGAAAAUUUCAAAUGCAAUUUUAUUCAGAUUAGUUUGAAACUGGCUAUAUAGAGAUUAAAACACACAAUGUUUAAUUUUUGUACAGUAAAUGUUAACACUUAUGUGUACUUAUCACUGCAAUUUUUACUGGAUGCGAAUCCUUGCUGUAGCAUGUAAAAAAAAAGUGUGCUUCUCCCGAUGAAACCAUAAAGUCAAGCAAUUGUUAUUAUUUUUGUGAGAUUAAUUAAAAUAU
Messenger RNA from Syngnathoides biaculeatus (alligator pipefish), 1273 nucleotides. RefSeq names its product neuroendocrine protein 7B2. Gene Ontology annotation, cellular component: secretory granule. Gene Ontology annotation, molecular function: enzyme regulator activity. The transcript is spliced from 6 exons. Gene Ontology annotation, biological process: regulation of hormone secretion; neuropeptide signaling pathway. The record is from RefSeq and is a predicted model, not a curated record. Lineage: Eukaryota; Metazoa; Chordata; Actinopteri; Syngnathiformes; Syngnathidae. Bases 126 to 776 code for a protein of 216 amino acids.